Messenger RNA from Cyanistes caeruleus (blue tit), 1396 nucleotides. The record is from RefSeq and is a predicted model, not a curated record. Lineage: Eukaryota; Metazoa; Chordata; Aves; Passeriformes; Paridae.
GUGGUGGUACCGCGGUGGUGGUGGUACCGCGGUGGGAGCGGUACCGCGGUGGGAGCCCCGCUUAAACCUCCUGCAGCACUUGAAGCCUGGUGAAACACUGAGAUGGCAGCUCAGAUGACCGAUGCUCAUCGACGGUUCUUGCAGGUUCUGAUGUCUAAUGGGAUAACAGAAGGAUCAGAGGCCAGGAAAUUACACCAGCACUGCUGUGAAACUGAUAAAGUUUACUACGCACAUGAUAAACUGGAUGAUUUCAUCAGCACUAUUAAUAGCCACCUGCAGCCUUUGUUUAUGCAGAUCCGGAAAGGAAUAUCGGAAGACAAUGGGAGAGCACAUUAUGCUGUAGUGAAUUUGGCAGAAACUGAAGUAACUAAAAUGGCAUCUGACUAUACAGAAAUUGAAUUGGAAUUGUUCAGAAAAACAAUGGACCUAAUAAUUUUAUCAGAAAAUGGCUUCGCCUCAUCUACAGAUAUUUUAAACUUGGCUGACCAACUUAAGACAAGGAAAAUGAAGAAAAAGGAAGCAGAACAAGUGCUAAAAGUUUUUGUGGAGGAUAAGUGGCUGUCUGAGAAAAAUGGAGAAUAUACUCUGCAUACUCGGUGCAUAAUUGAGAUGGAACAGUACAUUCUCAGCAACUACCAGGACGUGGCAAGGAAAUGUAACAUCUGUCACAGCCUCGCCAUCCAGGCAUUUUAUCUUCUGUCUUUAGAAAUAAAACUGCCUUGGAGCAGUGUCUCCAAGUAUAAAAUUGGAAAACUGCACUCCCGCAAUGAGGAACAUGUUUGUGCUGUCUGGCUUUCCAAACCAGCAUAUUAGAGAUGAACUCCUGAUGCUGAAAGAGGUUUAGCAGUGAGGUGUUAGCAGUGUCCUCUCUGGGCCUUGCCAAUACACAUCAUCACGUGACACAUUCAUUCUUGGUCCUGGGAUUUUAAUUCAGGAAUUGCUUAUGUUUGGACCUCAGAAGGAACAUGACUGCUAGUAGAGCAUGCUAAAGCACUGUGUUUUGAUAGCUGGGACGUUUCCAGUUCCAUCUUGCCUAAGUAGUUUCAGCUUGGAUUUACCAAAACUGCUGUGUUUUCUUGCACUGUGAGCCUGCAUCUUCUGAUUUACCGAACUGACAUGCUUCCACAUUAUUUUUUCCAUUCCAGUCAGUCUCCUUUAUUGCACUGAAAUUGCUGUCUUUCAAGCUAAAUGUCUAUAUAGGGAAACAGUAUUUCCUAGUUUACAGAAAAGUACCUCCUUUUACCAUUUACCAGCUUCGACUGUUGAGUGUGUCUACCACCCAUAUUGUGGGAACCAUUCUUUGGAACAAAGUGUUGCAUAUUUGCUGCUCUUUAUAACAACUUUCUCUUAAAAUUGAAGGACAGUUUAAAAAGAUUUUAUGAAUCAACACUCCUGA